Siniperca chuatsi (mandarin fish) is the source of this 5254-nucleotide messenger RNA. RefSeq names its product RNA-binding motif, single-stranded-interacting protein 2-like. Gene Ontology annotation, cellular component: ribonucleoprotein complex; cytosol; nucleus. The transcript is spliced from 14 exons. Gene Ontology annotation, molecular function: mRNA 3'-UTR binding; poly(A) binding; poly(U) RNA binding. The record is from RefSeq and is a predicted model, not a curated record. The coding region runs from base 115 to 1314 and encodes 399 amino acids. NCBI's taxonomy places the organism in Eukaryota, Metazoa, Chordata, Actinopteri, Centrarchiformes, Sinipercidae.
CAGCAGCACCUCUCGCAGUCAAGCAGCGGGACUCCAGGCACUCACUUCCCCAGCUGCUGACGUCAGCUGGCAGCCUGGGCUGUGCUCGCCGCUCCGGACAUAGCGCCGACAAAAAUGCUGCUCUCCGUACCGCCAAGGGCAGGAAUCAACCCAUACAACGGCUAUAACAGCAGAAACAGCAAAAAGCAGGCCUAUGUGUCCUCCGGCCACCAGAUGGCGCCCCCCAGUCCCAACACCAACAGUAGUAGCAACAGCAGCGGCGGGGGAGGGGAACAGCUGAGUAAAACUAACCUGUACAUCCGUGGCCUCCAUCCGGGGACCACGGAUCAAGACCUGGUCAAGCUCUGCCAGCCGUAUGGCAAGAUAGUGUCGACCAAGGCCAUCUUGGAUAAAACCACCAACAAAUGUAAAGGGUAUGGCUUUGUGGACUUUGACAGUCCAGCAGCAGCACAGAAAGCUGUUACAGCUCUGAAGUCCAGUGGGGUCCAGGCUCAGAUGGCCAAACAACAAGAGCAGGACCCCACCAACCUCUACAUCUCCAACCUGCCAGUGUCUAUGGAUGAGCAAGAGCUGGAGAGCAUGCUCAAGUCCUUUGGCCAGGUCAUUUCCACACGCAUCCUCCGAGAUGCUAACGGGACCAGCCGCGGAGUGGGAUUUGCCAGAAUGGAGUCAACUGAGAAGUGCGAGGCCAUAAUUCAGCAUUUCAAUGGCAAAUUCAUCAAGACUCCACCGGGAGUGCCUGUGCCCACAGAGCCUUUAUUAUGUAAGUUUGCAGACGGAGGUCAGAAGAAGAGGCAGAACCAGGGCAAGUACCUCCAGAAUGGAAGGCCCUGGGCUAGAGACGGAGACGUGGGAGGAAUGACGCUUGCGUAUGACCCCACAGCCUUACAAAAUGGCUUCUACUCCUCACCCUACAGUCUGGCUCCAAACCGAAUGAUCGCCCAGACUUCCCUCUCACCCUACAUGCAUUCUCCUGUCUCAUCCUACCAGGUACACAGCCCGUCCUGGAUGCACCAUCAGUCAUACCUCAUGCAGCCAGCUGGUACAGUUCUUACCCCAACUAUGGAGCACGCCAUGUCCAUCCAGCCCACGUCCAUGAUGGGCCCUCUCAACCAGCAGCUAAGCCACCUGUCCCUGGGCAGCACGGGCACAUAUAUUCCGGCCAACACAACUAUGCAGGGGACCUACAUCCCCCAGUACACCCCAGUGCCUCCCUCCAGUGUCCCAGUAGAGGAGAAUGGUGGUCAGCAGCAGCAGGUUGCCAUGGAGACUCCCGCAGAACACACAAACUAUUCGUACCAACACACCAAGUGAAGCUAAGCUCCCAGCAGGGUGGGGCAGAGGGCACGAGAUGAAUCCAACCAAACAGGAUUCAGCUGGAAGAGAACUGUGCUCCAUACCAUCACCAAGCACCCAGACUUGAACAUGGAUAACAAAAGGAACAUGCGUGUGUGUGUUUGUGCGUGUAUGUGUGUGUGUGUGUGUGUGUGUGUGUGUGUGUGGGUGUCUGUAUUUUUUUUUUUUUUUAAAGAAAAACGACAACACUCACAUCAUUGGACUUUCCUGCUCACAUCCUCAAGAGUUGAUCAACCAAAGGUGGGAAUCUUCUUCACAGAAGCUUUUGAUCUAUUUUGAUAACUGAAAAAAGGAACAUAACAAGAAGUUAAAAAAAAAUGAAUAAAAAAAUUUAAGAGAAGAGGAAAAGACAGAGCAUUAUUUUUGUGCGCAUAAUAUAACAAAUUCUUAUUUUUAAAAAAAGCAUUCUGGACGUUUCAGGGUGAUUCAAGGACGAGUUGAAACACAAUGUGUCUUUUAUUUUUUUGUAAAAUAUGCAAACUUUUAUUUUUAUUUCCUGAUGUCUGUUGUUUGACAUUCUAUUUGCAGCGGGGGCAACACUUUGUACAGAUUUAAGAACUUACAAACACUUUUGCUGGUCUGAUGUGUCGAGUCAUUGUAACCGUAGGAGGCAAACCGUUUAAAGCUACUUCUUCCUGUAACUGCUGCAGAGAUUUCUAUUCACGCACAGAUGAUAAUAACAUUGUUUAUAAUUUUGUCAAAUUCAUUUUUUUUGUUUUACUUUAAAUCAUUCUUCCAUAAGUGAACAAAAGACAAUCAAUUAUUUCUAUUUAUAUUUGAAUUAUAGUUCUAUUUUUUAGAGUUUUUAGAUCAUUGAACAUAGAGAAGUUAUUUAAUACUGUAGCCUAUAAAGACGUGAUGAAAUGGACUUUAAUGGAUCUUUACCCCACACAUUAAUGAUGAGCUCUAAUAUUUGGCUCAAACAAAUGAUCCUUUAUCAGAUUUGAUGGUUGGAUGACUUUCAGUUUAGUUCAAAUCCUGUACGCACCAUCAAAAAAGACAUCAAACAGACACCUGGUCGUGUUAACGGUCGUCCUGUUUUGUUAUAAUGGAACUCCAUGUUCCAUCCGUGUCCAUGAGAAGUGGUUUUAAGCGGUUUUGUUGUGGCAAACCUUCAGGUAUCAUUAAUUUCAUCCUCUGUCGUAGGGAUGAAGUGAACAUGCUUUAGAUCUGAGCAGUUAGAUUACUGAAAGAUUAUAUGUACAAAGAACAAUGCAGUUACUAAAUUAAGAUAUAGUUUAAAAGCAAUGAGGGAUAUCAAAUAGAAGACUAACACAAUCCCUGAGAAUAAUUAGUUUGAAAGGAAAGGGAGCUGUGAGUCUUUUUUUUUUUUCAAUGCUGCUGUUGUCACCUGAGUUUGAUUCUCUGUCAGUGAUUUUAAGUUUGUAGAAAUGUUUUCAGUUUUUUUUUCUUUUGUCUGUCACUUGAAAACCUUUUGAGCUAAUUUGCCUUAUUUCUGAUGAAUUUAUCUUUGAAGUAGAUUUGAUUUUAGCUGUAGAGUUUAGCUUUUUAUAGAGUAGAUGUUAGGUUUUUUCUCUACAUAGGGAUUGAUGCUGUUUUCUUGUGCACAUCAAGUUUUCUCUUGUUUUGUUUUCACACAAAUCUCCGUUCCAAACCUUGUGUCUCCUGUCCUCAUAUUGGGCCUGUUUGUAGAAAAGCCUUUCAGAGUGGAGAGCUGAACCAAACUAUGACUUCAUUUAGUGCUGAUCCAGAAGAUUCAUACUGAUGCUGCAUCAGUGUUGUGGCUCAGAGGGGCUUCGUACAUACAAGCCCAGAUAUGUUUCAGUCUUUCAGUCAGUAUAUUGAAUGGAGCUCAUGUCACCACAUACAGUACAUCCAAAUAUGUUGAACUUUAAUUUAUACAGACAUCAAAAACUGUAGAUAUGUAGAUAAUAGAAAUCAUGGUUUUACAAAGGACUGCUCACUAGACCAUGGAAGUGCCAUUAAAGAUGAUUCUUACAGCCUUUAGUGAGACAGCAAGUCUGAAUGAAUUUGUGAGUGAUCCAAAAUUCUGCAAAAACUAUUUUUAGCUAAGCCUUAAUGUUUUCCUCUGGAUAAACUGCCUGAUCUCUCAUAGGAUUGACACUCAGUUGUAUAUACUACAGAAAUGUUAACAGGCCAGAGGUAGUCGUCAGUGGAGUUAGCUGUAGGUUUUAUGAGGAGCUUUUCUUCCUGCUCCUCAACCAUCCAUGUUUGAAUCCAGUGAAAAACGCAGUGUGAUAACGUCUUUCUCAAGGCUCGCAGUUUGAUGAUUCUGUUUCUAACUCUGUUUCGUCUUCACAUUUUCUCACGUGUCAACUUUUUGCUGUGUGUUUCUGUUGUUCAUUUCUUCGCAACCAAAGAUGUUGUAUCCACCCAUCUUUUAGCUCUGUCUCAAACGAUCAUCUGUUGCGUGUAGCCGGAUAAAAUGCCUUUUUUCUGGUUCCGAUAGAUUCAGAAAGAGAAAGAUCGCAAUAAGGGUGGUAACAUGCACACAAUAUUCCACAUUAUGACUACAGUUUAAGGUUUCGUGAGAACGUUUCCGACACUACUGUAUCCAUCGUGUAGUAAAGUACACGUGUCAAAAUAUUUCAAAAUAUUGCUGAUUUUCAAAAUGAUCAAUUCAAGAAACGAUCUGGUGUUGAUUACAUGUGUUGCUUAAACUGACUUUCCCUCAGAAUAUGUAAUGGCGUUUGUGAGUGCAUGUAAACAGACUCAUUAUGAACUUUAUUGGCCUCUGCAGACACCCAGGAGGAGUACAGAGCUUUUAUGAUGGUGAGAGCUAAUUUUGUAAAUACUGUUUUUUUCCCUUCCAUUUCCUCUUUACACCAUGUUGUUUGUUUCUUGUGUGUUUUUAUUAUUUUGUAUGAUUUAUAGCCUGUCCAGAUAACACAGUGACUAGCAAGUUUUCAGAUUCAGUGCACCAUGAAGGAAAAUGUCAUGGAUAUUGUUUAUAUGUUCAAAGAAAUGAUAUUCCAUGUAUUAGCCAUCACUUUUACUACAAAAACAGGAUUUUGAAACUAUGAAAUGACCACUUGUUACAAUGCAGUGUUUAUUUAUUUUGUUUUUUACAAAGAGAUAAUACUACAGGAAAUCAUGAUGCUCCAAAAUUAGUUAGCAUCAUGAAAACUAUAGAGCCUUAAGUUACAUUUGAAUUGUAGGAAUACUAAUCAAUGGUGUGCUCUAUAGACAGCACACAAUAUUUGAAAGAAAACAAAUCUCCUUGCACUUAUUAUUUUUAGUCCACAUCAAUUUGAAAAAGCUCUUUUUGUCCAUCCUCAUGUAGAUUUGAUGGCUUAUUUCAUAGCUUCAAAAUGUUUUGCUGCUAAAACAGGAUUUCCAAACAGGUGGAUAGAUGUUGCCCAGUCUGGAUUUUCAAAAUGUGCCCUUCUAUUUUAAUUUGAUAAUACAGACUACCCAUCAUCUGUUUGAUUGUCAGUAAGAACUCCAGGACACUAAUAUACAGAAAUUAGUUUACUAUUAUUUUGCUAAUGGGAAACUUAAAUAGUUGUGUUUUACAUUAUUAAAACUCAGAAAUGUUGUCUUAAGGUGACAUUUCUGAACAUGGAAUAGUAAAAACAUGCCGUGUUGCUCCACACUGUAUGAACCAAGUUUGUGUAAAUCCCAGACAUUUGGAAAAUUCAAUGAGCUCAUCUCACUCCCUGCUUGUGAACAGUUAUCUUAUUUAUACAAGAACUCAUUUUGUACAGUUUUGUUAGAGGAAAGAGGUUUUGAUAUUUGGUUAUUUUGCAAAGCCACUUGGCUACUUUUGUCUUCCUGUGCCAGCGUUGCUAAAUUGUCUGUAACUUGUGUUUUUUUUUUAAUUGAUUGCGAUAAGAUUUUCCUUUCUUGGUUUUCUCUUUGAAUUUGAAAAUGUCAGUUUUUCUUUUUUUUUUUAAUAAAAGCCUUGUUUCAAUGA